Molecule: messenger RNA, 294 nt
Organism: Penicillium subrubescens
Lineage: Eukaryota; Fungi; Ascomycota; Eurotiomycetes; Eurotiales; Aspergillaceae
Product: WD40 repeat domain-containing protein
Exons: 4
Coding region: 1-294 (97 amino acids)
Molecular function (GO): protein binding
Source: RefSeq, a predicted model, not a curated record
AUGCACCCUCACAGCGGCGUCAAGGGCGGCAAGUGCAUUCGCACUUUCGAGGGCCACAAGGACUUUGUGCUUAGCGUGUGCCUGACGCCCGAUGGCCAGUGGGUCAUGAGUGGCUCGAAGGACCGUGGGGUCCAAUUCUGGGAUCCAGUUACUGGAAAUGCGCAGAUGAUGCUGCAGGGCCACAAGAACUCUGUCAUCUCGGUGGCCCCUGCCCCGACCGGCAACCUCUUUGCAACUGGCAGUGGAGACAUGCGUGCACGGAUCUGGAGAUACUCGACGUACACAGGACGGUAA